AUGGAGACCAGGGCCGUAGUGAUGGACUUCGCGAGCAUGUACAUCGGCCUCUACACCUGCUACUAUUCCGCGUUUCUUCUCUUUUUAGCCGGCCUCAACAGACUGAUCGCUUUUGGGAAACAGAGUCCGGCUCUUGCUUACCUGAGAAAGUAGGUUAAAUCUUAGAGUUAAAACCAAGAUAUAUCUUUAGAUGGAUGUGUCUAGUCCUAGCUCUUGUUGGAAUCCUUUCUUCUCUCCUGGCCCACUUCUACUUGUACCUAACCGGAAUGACCCGAAGCUACGACCCUGGAAUGGGAAUGAUGGUAACCACCGUCACCAACUUGAACUUGGCCAAAGUAGAUUCAAAAAAGGAUUUUUGGGGUCCUUCAUUUUGGAGCCCUAGGCGAUCAGCUACAUCGUGUACUUGAUUCCGCUGUCCUCGACGAUUUUCUACUACUUGGUUUAUCAACGACUCCGUGCUCAGCGUGGCGACGCCAUCAGCGACAGAACCAAACAACUUCUGACUUGUGCUGAAUUGAGCACCUUCAAAAUCGGCUGUGCUUUGCUUUCCACCUACGUUGUGAGUUUCAACAGGUUUAAGAUACAAAAAGGAUUUUUUAGUGGGGAGAAUAAUUUUAAAAUUGGCCGGCUUUUGAAAGCUGAUGGCAUAGAUUUAAGCUUUUCUAUCAAGCUCAGUUCUUUGAUCUUCGAUUAAAAAACGAGGUUUCUCUAACCUCAAGGAGACUCAUACCAGACCUUCCAGACCUCCAAAAUGAGUCUCUAGAAAAGCUUAAAUUUUCAAGUUUAAUUAUUUUUCUUCAGGUUUCGCUCUCGGCUCACAUCGCAAUGGACUUUGAAAAUCAGGAAGAAAGUGUGACUCUGGCCAGAGUCGAUGAAAUCGUCUCAACUUUCCCCCAGAUCGGACUGCCCCUUUCGCUUCUGUUAUGCAACAAAACGUUCCGCACAGUUUGUUCAAUAUCAACUUGAGGAAAAGAGGGAAAUUUGCAGAAAUUUCUCUCGCAUGUCUCCGGCUUCAAAACCAAGAGUUCUCGCGUCAGUUCGGCUUCUUCCCUGCGAAGCAACGCCACCAGAACCAACAGCCAUUCCCAAGAACCCAUCGAGAAACGAAAAUCUCUCUUCCAUAUCAAUCUCAUUUGAGAAGUUCAAAAGAAAGCGCAACUUCUUAUUCUCCAGUGUAAAUAAUUCUCUUGAGACAAAUAUUUUGAAGAAUAAGCUCCAAAUUGGAAAACUUGCAUGAAUAUGAACUUUAAAAUCCAUACCAUCGUUUUCAUUUUCAUUAAAAUCUAUUCAAAAGCAUGAAGAUUUGAACUGUUUCAGUAUCAAGCUAAAAAUAGCGGCAGUUCGAAACCAUUUGGAACUAUUUAAUAUAACUUUCUGAUUGAGUUUACAGCUUGGCAGAGCAUUUUACACGAUUUCCUCUUCUGCUUUUUUCUAACCUUUCCUCAUUAUUUUGUAGGUGAAAAUCUCGAAAAUUCAAAAAAAUCUCUCAUCAAAUAUUGAGUGACCUCAAAUAUAGCCCAAUUGUACAUAUUUUUUCUCAAAAAAAAAUGUCUAAAAACUCAAAAAAAAAACUGAUGAAAUCCCUCGUAUUGUAAUAAACUCAUUUAUCACAGGAAAGCACAAAAAAAGUAUUCGACUGAUUUCUCAGGCUUGAGAAGUUUAACGGAGACUGUUUGAAGCAAUAUUGGCAAGCUAAUUGAAGAUGAGACAUGAUAAACUUCAAAAAACCACAUUUCCAGAAAGUGUGGUAUAAUAUUGUUGUUGAAGCACAGAAAACUCUCAAGGAAGUUUCAGAAAUCAUGAAACAGCGAAAUGAUGUGGAGAAUUACAAAAUAGUGAGAUAAGGCGUUUGAAUCAUAACUGAUAACCUCUUUGAGUCGCCUUACCAAUUAUUCAUCCUUGUUAACGACACUAUUUCUACCUUCGAUAAUUGUGAUAAAUGCGCAAAUCGCGUCAUUUGUCCCGAGAUGACGUGAGUCGAAACGCCGGACCGAGUUUAUAUUUAAGAGGAAAUAGGAGCAUAGUUGAAUAUUUCAUUGAAUUUUGAGCAAAUGUUUUGUUUUGUUGAACUUUCUGACCAGUAACACGUAUCUCAAUUUCUUCUUUCUAACCUGAGCAAAGUAGGGAAACCGACCUUUUGGAACGACUUUCUAUAGAAUUAUAAAAACAGAAGACAACUUUCUCUGAAAUCCGUCUUUACUCGCUUCAAAUAAGAAAUUAAUCGAUUGCUAGUCUCUCUUCCAUUGUAAUAUUUCCGUAACCAUAACCAUUCUCUCUGACUUUUCUGUUCUUUUCUCUUCAAACUCAAUCUAAUCUUAUUUUUUUUUUCUCAACAAAUUUCAUUAUAAAGGCUGAUUAGAGAUUCUAAAUAUACCCUCAAAGAAGUAAACGGAGUUUUCGAACAAAAUUGUGGAUCCAACAACCAUGAAAGAACAAGUUUCGAUACUGGUCUAUUAUGAUGUAACAAAUCAUGAUAGAGUGCUAAAUGAUAAAAAUUUGCUAGUUUGCCGAAAAAGUCGGUAUUUUCCAAAAAACAAAAAACUGACGCUUGCGGGUAUCGAACUCGCGACCUCAAAAUCAAAAUUCGCAGCACACGCGCUGCGCCAAGCUGUUACUCUACAGAAUUUUUGCAAUGUGCAGUGCCUAUGGCGGCAUUUCGCAAAAAAGCUUCAUGCAUUUUGCAAAUCAGCGCUUUGCAUUUUGCCCAGAAGAACCUCGCAUUUUGCAUUUCUUUUUGGCCUCACUUUUGUACAGACGAAAAAAGUGAAAAAUGCGAGGUACUUCUGUGCAAAAUGCAAAGCACUGAUUUGCAAAAUGCAUGAAGCUUUUUUGCGAAAUGCCGCCAUAGGCACUGCACUUUGCAAAAAUUCUGUAGAGUAGGUCUAGAGAGGGGAGCUUCCAUCCGCUAUACCCUUGAGCCGUUUGAAUAGCACAGAUUGCCUAUUUCAAAAAAAUAAAAAAAUUUGAAGUAAUUUAGCUAUUUUUUUAUCAGAAUAAGUUCGCAAAUCUUUACUCAAACUUUCCGUGGAAAUUCACUUCAAAAACUGUUUUUUUAGUGCUUUUUUUGCCUCGUUCAACGGUCGCUGCAUUAAAAACGGCUCCGUAAAUUUUUUUGGCAAAAAAACGAAUUUUUUUAUUUUAUUCUUUUUAAUUGAAAGAUUUUUUUCACUAAUAAAUGUAUAUAAUCGUUUAAAAAAACUUGCGUUCGACCGCUUUCUGUGCAAUAAACGCCGCUAAUUUUAUUCUCUAUUUUCAAGAGCAUUUUUUUGCGUAUUUUUACAACUUAUUCAAGCACAUUUUUUUGAAUUAUGACUUUCGGCACUCCCUAAAAAUUUUUUUGGCAAAGACGAAUUUUUUAUUUUAUUGUUUAAAAAUUGCCGUUACUUUAAUCAAAAUCAUUAUUUUAAAAAAAAAGAGUGCGUUCGACCUGAAAACACAUGAAAAAGCAAAAAACGACAAAAUUUUUUAGUUCCAUUCACGUUUUUGUACGACAUUCCGCGAGAACGCAUCAAAAAAAGCGUGAAAUAUUUUUUUAAACAUUACUAUUAAAAAAACCAGAAGAAAUUCAACAACGUAUUCAGUUAUUAAAAUCCUAUUUUUAGCAUUUCUUUUCCAUCCUUUCCGAGGCCGUUUUCUCACAAGGGAGGUCAUUCGAAUUUGCGAUUGGGAAUUGCUUCCAUCUUUUCUUGAUGUACAAGAAGAUUCUGAAUUUCUCAACCUUCACGAUUUCUUAAUUAUCGAGAUAAGGGCUCAAACACUAAUAAUAGCCUAUUUUUACGGCGUUUGGGGUUUUUCUUUGAGUUUGGGGUGUUUUUCUUGAAAACUAGUAUGUUUUGCUUCAGAAUCUAAGACCUACUUCUGACGCUUCAAGGGGUCUGACCAGUCUUUAGGAAAUUCCCAACCAAAAAUUAAAACGACCACCCUCUUCAAAUGUUAUCUUACUAUUCAAAUAGUUUUUCAUCAGAGAAUUAUUUGACGAGUCUCCAAAAUCUCUCUCAUUCAUUUUUCUUAUCUUUAUUGAGGAUAAUUUAUGUACCCAAUAAAUCUACUUAGAUCUGAUAUUUCGAAAAAAAAUCUUGAAAACCUGCACGAUAACCUCGGGAGUUGAUGCAUCUUGACUAAACACCAAAACACGAAUUCUUCGGAAAACAGACCAAAAAGAAGCUGCCUGCCUCAUUCUUCCCCACUAGUUCAGGCGAUAAGAUAAGGGAAAGUGUCCGCGUCGCGACCGCAGAGCGAGUUCUGUUUCCACGUGCAGCCCGACGGCGAUAACGGUCGAUGGAAGGGCUCAGACGACGGUCAUGUCGACGCCGCCCGAGUCUUCUGGAGCCACGACGUCAGCUCGACCGGCGCCAGAAGGCCCCGAGACAUCUGGAGUCUUUGAACGCGUCUCCGUUAUCGUGACGCCGGUGAGUUAUUGAGUCAAUAAAGUUCCUUGCUUGGCAGUUAAUGCGAUAUGGCCGAUCAAACGGUAUUCUGCCACUAAACUGCCAGGACUUCUGCGCUACAUUACGUUUCUUAUCAGUUCUGUCAACAGCUCUGGCUCAAACUAACAGUAAUUCGGAUCAAAACUUCAAGAUUUUCCUUUAUAACUCACAAAAGUCCUAUAAAAACAUGGAAAGCUGAGAGCGAAAAAGUCAUAAAUCUCUUAACCCUAAUUUCUUCGACUUUCUCCCUAACACAGACGACUUGAAACGAAGUUAAGCAAUUGUUUUUAUAACAUAAAAAUUGAAGCACUUUAACGGGUAAUGUUAUUUUACAAUAAACUGUUUUUUAAAAAAAAAUCCAAUGUUUUAAAAACACUUUCUCCGAGGAAAGCUCAUGUUGAUUUUUUUCCGCUCAUAAUUUUACCACAACAACUACAUAAGUUUCUAAAUGUUUUAGUUCAGUUUUUUUGAUAGGCUCCGCCUCUUUUGUGGAUUACUGUGGCCGAAAUACGAUCCAACUUUUUUUCCCGUUGUCCAAAUCAAAUGAAACUUUUUUUAAGACAAAAUUCUGUAACAAAAAUAAACAUUUCUGUAUACUAACCUUUUUUUGACCUUUUUACAGACCGAAAAAAAUUAUUUUUCAUCGAAAAAUCGUGCAUUUUUUUCCAUUUUUUUGAUGUUUUUUUGAAGAACCCCUAUAAUAUUUUUUUAUUCAGUCUAUUUAUUAUACAUAAUUUCUUUUUUUCAGAAAAAAACUACGACGAUCAAAAGAGACGUCAAAAGAACACAGAAGCCGCAAGGAGAUGUCGGGAAAAGAUAAAACAAAAAGCAGAUCGGCUCCAAAAUGUUCGUUCCUUCUCUAAGCUCUUGCAGUUUUCUGCAGACAGAGAUUGUUCUCUCAAGACUUCCUUCCCUCUUUCAGUUAUCAGCAGAAAGUUUUGAGUCUUUUUUGGAAGACAUUUAUAUUGUAAGUAAAGGGAAACAUUUUCGGGAAGGAAAGCGUUUGCCACGUGAGGAAGUUAUCAAUUUCUAAUCAAAUUUUCUCGUUUUUGAGAAACCUUUCGAUAGAACCGAAACAGGCUGUGAGAUGACAAAAAAACCAUGAAAAAUUGAAGUUUUCAGGAGCUACGGCAACUCCGAGAGAGCAACAAUAGGAAAAAUGAAGUUCGCGAGGAUCUUAUACAAAAAGUGAGCUUUUUCCAUGUUAUUCCGAUAUGAAGGGUGCGCGAUAUAUAUAAAUCAUAUUCCAAAAAUUGGUUUUUAAACAAAUCUAAAAUCCGUAUCAAACUCUAACCCUCACGGGCAAAGUCCAGAAGUUUUGAAAAAAGGCCUUCAAAACGCCCCGCAGACUCCUUUUUCUUGACCUUUUUCUAAAAAGAACCUUCUUAGGAGAAUAAAAAAAGAGAUUCAGAGAAACUUUGGGAGUUUUUUCAGGAACUCAAAAAGGAACUCUGGAUUCUUCUUUUUAAGAUUUUUGGGGUUGUUUGGACUUCACCCGUGUUUAUUCUCAUUUUUUCAAAUCUCUUCAUCUUUAAUUCAAAACCGAAGUUGCUUUUUCUAAAAUUUAUAUCUACACAGUCUAUAAGGAAACCAGGAUUGUCCUCGAUAAUUUGAGCAUUGGUCCGAAGAUCUCUUAUCAGGAACAGACUGACUAAUGUGCGUAUACGGCUGUGUCAACAAAGACAAGGCAUUUCUCGAUUUGCACUUUUAUGCCAGAUUUCGAUAGAAAUCUAAUCAUCUACAUUUGCUUCAAAAUGAACCGACUUUGAAUUGUUUUUAACGCUCUAUUGCAUUGAAUUUCCUUUCCCACCUCAUUUUUCAUUUUCCAUGGCUUCAAGCAGAGGAAGAGACCCAUCUUUGGGCUUCCAACUAAACCGCACUGUUCCAUACAGGAAUAAUCGAGUUGAGAGCUCGAAUAUUUCUUCUCGGGAAAACCUUCUCAAAGAUCCUUGCUUGCAUCAUACCUUAUCUCGAUUACUUGCAAGAGAAAGAUAAGAUUUCUCUGUUUUAUCGAUUGCUCCAACUGUUGUCAGCAAAGGGACAGGACGUUCAUGCUUAUCAUACCAAGAAAGGAAUUUUAUGAGCUGCAUAUUUAGCGAGAAGACAGAAAACGGUUUUUUGAACGCUUCGUUUAUAUAGCCAGUAAGAAAGAGGUUGGGAGAUGAGAAAUCGCUUAUCGUUGAGCUUUUUCUCGAAACGAUCAAAAAAGAGAAGUGAAAGAAAAAUCUUUGUAUUCUUGAAGCAAAACGUAAUUCGAUUUCGGUCAUUUACUUAUUUCAAAUAGAUUCACGCACAAAUGUCUGAAAAAAAAAAAAAAUUUUGAAUUGAGUGACUUUAGAGAAAAAAAUUUAUAAAAAAACAAAAAAAUUCAGGAGAUUUACGUUCACGUCGCACUUUUUUUCUCGCGUUUGAAAAAAACUUACUUUUCCAGCUUAUCAAAAAUUUUAUUGAUAUAUAUGCGUUUUAGCGAUUUCGCGUCAGUUACGUUAAUCUUUUCAAAACUUUUUUUUGAGGACGAUAACGUUUGAAAAAAUGAAGAAAAAAGAAAACUAGCCAUUUUUGUUGAAGAUCCGCGACUCAAUCGACCAGAUCCAAGUGCGAGCUCUGACGGCUCCGGAAGAAGAAAAGACUCAGAUUCUGACGGAGGCCAACCAGAUCAUCGUCAAUUAUCUGGAGACGGUCAAAAUCCAAAGAGCCCAGGCCCGACAAAGGAUGCCGACGCCCCGUUCGAGUCCCGAUUGA
Messenger RNA from Caenorhabditis auriculariae, 7169 nucleotides. The record is from the annotation of a GenBank genome assembly. Lineage: Eukaryota; Metazoa; Nematoda; Chromadorea; Rhabditida; Rhabditidae.